This is a messenger RNA of Mycotypha africana, 621 nucleotides long. RefSeq names its product HSP20-like chaperone. Gene Ontology annotation, biological process: response to heat; protein complex oligomerization; protein folding. The transcript has a single exon. The record is from RefSeq and is a predicted model, not a curated record. Lineage: Eukaryota; Fungi; Mucoromycota; Mucoromycetes; Mucorales; Mycotyphaceae. The coding region runs from base 1 to 621 and encodes 206 amino acids.
AUGUCUCUUAGUCAACGAUUCUUUACUGAUGCUUUCCGCGACAUGCAACGUGCUAUGGCUGUUUUUGAUGAACCCUUCUUCAAUGCAGCUCGUCGUUCUCUUUUAACUGGUCCGACAAGCUCUUUCUUACACCACCGUGGUAAUAUCUUACGAUAUCCUGCUACCGAUGUCCUUGAAACUUCCGAUGCAUACGAACUCCAUGCGGAAUUACCCGGUUACGACAAGAAAAAUAUUAAAAUCGAAUUAGCAGACAAUCAGACUUUGGUGUUGAGUGGCAAGAUGGAGGAACAAUACGAAGCUGGACCUUCUACUACCGCAGAGAAAACAACAGCGGUUGAAUCUUCUGCUGAAGCUCAGACUACCCCGUCGGCUGACGCUGGUCAACAAGCGCAACAGGAAGUGACAAAGACAUCAGAUGCGGACAAGCAAGUCGCUCAGCCUGCUAAAAAUGGUACACAGUAUUGGGUGAAGGAACGCUCGUCAGGAUCUUUCUCUAGGUCGUUUGCUUUCCCUCAGCCUAUCAAGAGUGAAGGUAUCAAGGCUUCCUUUGAAAAUGGUGUUCUCAAGGUGACUGUACCCAAAACUGUUGAAAACCAAGCCAAGCAAAUCAAUAUUGAUUAA